GAGGAAGACGAGGGAGGAGGGGGAAGGAAGGGGGUCCAAUGAUGGCGAGAAUUAAUUGCCUCCAGCGUGUGAUUGGCUGCCGACGCUGCAGAAGAGGAGCGAGCGGGCGAGCGGCGUGAAAAGGAGACGGCUAGUCCUCUUCGUUAUCAGCAGUAGCAUUUGGAUCGGAAACCUCCGAAUCCCGACUGGCUUUGCACGCGCAUCGGCAGCAUAUUUAUUUCUGGAGGGAGCGGGCGGGGGCUUUGGCCAUGAAAGCGCUGCCCAGGCGAGGAUGAGUGUGCGGAGGGAGAAUCAAUCAGAGGCAGAUUCACCUCAACAUCUGGAGGAGGCUCGGGAACAUCUGGAAAGGUGAGGAAUCCAAGGAUCUUUGGAGACAAUGGAAAUCCAACCAGGAAUAAAAAUGGAUGACGACGAUCUUUGUUUUUAGAACUGUCAUGGAAUCAUAUCACCAACACUGGAUUUCAAUUCUUCACUGGAUUGAAAAUGAACCUUGGAGUGAGAGCAAACUUGUUAAAAGUACACAAUAUUGUUCAUAAGUCCAACUUCCUGACUCGGCAAAGUUUGGUCUGCACUAUAGGAAAAGUGUUUGCUGCUAGUCAAAUGUUGCACAAAAAAAAUACACACUUAUGCACAAUAAUAAUGAACAUUUCAAUUGAUUUUUUUUCUUUCACGCUAAAAUGCUCAAGUGACUUUUUCACGGCUACCUUUUGGAACAACCAAUCACGUGCUCUUACUGGACGGCCAUCUUGAAGUUUUCGAACCUUUCACAACCUGGCGCAAGACUGCAAAUCAACCCACGAGGAGCAGCAGUAGGAGAACGAGGGCCAAUGUGCAGAUGAAAGACAAGGCAUCAUGGGCUGCAACAUGUGUGUGGUCAAACGUCCCGAGGAGCGCUACAAGGUCAUGUACCAGCAAAAGGGGUGCGGCGACUCCCUGCGGCCAAUGGAUCGACAUGGAAACGAAAAGGUGAAAGGAAGAAGGCGUUGUCACCUCCCGCCGGACAGACCGCUUAAAUCCCAGGAGCUUCUGCAGCGACCGGGGCCCAACAACAAAAGUCACCGAAGAAGAGGUCGCACAUUUCGCACGAUAAACAACCCGACCAGCACAAACGGCUCCUCCUUCACCAUGGUUGCGCUUCUGGAUAACGCUACACAGACGGACGUCAGUUUCCCGUGGCCGACGACAACUCCAGUCCUACCUCACGCCGUGGGAGAGUACGACUUCGAAUGCGUGUUUGACGACAGUGACGACUACUUGGAAGCGUGCCACCAUGACGUGGACCGGCCCAACGAGCUGGAAUAUGAGGAGGUGGAACUCUACAAAUCCCAUCAAGAGGAGAAGUUGGGCCUGACGGUCUGCUACAAAGCGGACGACGAGGAUCAGCUGGGUAUUUACGUCGGAGAGGUGAAUCCAAACAGCAUUGCUGCCAAGAACGGACGCAUCAGGGAGGGAGAUCGCAUACUUCAGAUCAACGGGGUAGACAUCGGCAGCAGAGAAGAAGCCGUCGCCAUCUUGAGCAGCGAAGACGGCGCCAUCUUCUCUCUACUGCUGGCCCGGCCCGAAAUGGAGGUGAGUCGCGAGCCGAGAGCAACAACUACACACGCACCCACGCACGACACCGCACUGUUAAUAAAAAUGAUCAAUGGAUUAGGAACCGAAAGAGAAUCGGACGACGGCGAGGAAGAUGACGAUGAGGAAGGAAACGGGGGGGCGCCACUCCCGCCUCUUCUUCAUCUGACGCCGCUACUAUCCGACAGCCAGGAUCUGGAUAGCGGACUGGGGCGCACAGACGAUAGCACACGCUACGACGAGUCCUCCGAGCAUGAUUUGUUAGGUGGCCCGAGCAGCGCCUGCAACACGGAUGCCGCCAACACGCCCGCAAGCGCACGCAAGUUCUGCCUGGGCCGCAGUCCGAGUCCACGACCCAGCCCCAAGUCGACCCCGAGUCCCGGCCAUGCCCGAGGAGAGACCUCACCUCCUUUUCCACACCUGCGGGACCUCCAGCUCAACUCUGACUCUCUCACUGCACCGGAUGGAAAUGGGACAUUGUCGACUAUAGAGCUCUUGCAACUUUGUGGGAACGCUUGGGGGAGCUUGCUUUUUGGUUCCCAGGAAACAACUAAGCUCUGCAAACAUUUGAACUCUCAGCUUCAGGCCCACAAGAGCCCAGUGAAUAGGAUGAUGGCGGGCCUCACAGAGGACGAAUGUCAGCGGUACCAGGAGCUACUGGAGAUCAGGUACCACUGCCAGAGGCAAUCGAGCAACAGACAAGAAGAAGAGGAGGAGAAAAAAGAUGACACGGAGAAGGUGUGGUCUUCUUUAAUGGACGUGAACAGCAACAUGACCAUGGGUGAACGUGAAAUGGCGCUCAUUGAGGAAGAACUGCGGCACUUGGCGUUCAAAUGGCGUAACAUUCUGCGUGCGCAGAAAAUGCAGCAGCUUCGCGAGAGAUACCUCCAAGCCUGGAUGAUGGAGGAGGAGACUGCAGGUCCGCCUGACGACAACAACAGCAUCCAGGGUGACGAUAGCCAUCACCACGAGUUGUCGGCCAUCAACGAACAACCGGAGCGUUCCAACGACGCCAAAGACAGCACCAGUGCUUACGGUAGCGGCGAGAGCUGCCGCGGCACGCCAUUGGUCAGCGCCGUGCUAAUCCCGCCUCCCCGGGAAGACGAAGCCCCCAUGUCCCAGUGGGAGAGACGCCACUCCAACCUCGGAUGCGGGGAUUGGGAUGGCGAUGUGGUCAACACUUUGCCCUCCGAGUUCAGAUUUCCGUCCAGAGAUUUGGGAUCACCAUCUCGACGAAGCAUGGCGGAAGGUGGGCAUGCUCCCAGAACAGGCAUGACCACCAGCACCACCACCAGGCCCAGAGGAGGAAGUGCAGAGUCCAGCCCCUUCCUGGCCCAGCGGCGCCAAAGCCGAUCCAAAGCAUUGGAGCGCUACCACAGCUGCAUGGCGCUGCCCUCCGAUGGUCUGACGGAGCCACUUGACGGGGAGCCGAGCGAGGACAGAGGGGCAGGUAAUGGUAGCGGCGGUCCGGCCGGCCCCCGCAGCGUGAUCAGCGCCCCCUGUGGUCUGGAAGACCGUCACGCAGCCUCGCGCUUGCGUCUGGCGCUACCAGCUCUGGCACAUUUGUCGCUGAGCGCCACAGGACAGCGCACGGAAUGGAAGGUGAAAAUCCGCAGCGACGGUACUCGCUACGUUGCCAAGCGACCGGUCAGAGACCGGAGGGCCGUGCAGAUCCGAGAGGAACGCGGCGGCACGACCACCGAUGACGAUGCCGCUGCGAGUGAGAUGAAACAGGGCCGCUACUGGAGCAAAGAGGAGAGGAAGCAGCAGCUGCCGAGGGCCAGAGAAUACAGACGGAGACGAGAGUUCAUGCUGCAGAGCCGCCUGGACUACCUGAAGAGCGGCGACAGCAGGGACGCAGCAGCUUCGUCGGCGAGCGGCACUGCAGAGCUCCCCGUUCGUCGAGACAACAUGGUGCCCCUGAGCCAGAAGAGGAUGAGCAGGAAGAGGAACCGCCGCAUUCUCCGCAACUGGAACACAAUCCAGGAGCUGUUGGCUCAAGGUUCACGCUCGCCUGACAGCAAGAAAAUCUUUAACCCUCUCCUUUCUUUCACCACUGUGUGAAGCGUGGAGGAUAGAUAGCGUUGCUCAAGCGCAGCAUCGAAUCAGAAGUGGCAAAAUGGACCCAUUCCUUCCUUGAUGAUUCACCAAAACACUGACCAAUGGUAGCGUGUCGGACUCCAGAUCACAAGGUUGCGUGUCCAAAUUAUGUCAGGGUCAUGGAUGUGGACAAUUA
Syngnathus acus (greater pipefish) is the source of this 3805-nucleotide messenger RNA. RefSeq names its product PDZ domain-containing protein 4-like. NCBI's taxonomy places the organism in Eukaryota, Metazoa, Chordata, Actinopteri, Syngnathiformes, Syngnathidae. The record is from RefSeq and is a predicted model, not a curated record. Gene Ontology annotation, molecular function: protein binding. Bases 853 to 3633 code for a protein of 926 amino acids. The transcript has 18 exons.